AUGUCACCUCAUGAAACAGCCGAUUCUCCAACAAAGGAAGAAGAAACUUUGGUGUUUGGGAAAACAAUCACAAGAAAAGAAGCGAGUGCAAAUGCAGGGGGAAACCUAGUGACGGAUCCAUCAGCGCUUUCUACUGCUGCUGCCACUGAAGAUCCCGCGAUGGUGACAAAGACGAUAGCCUCCAUGGGCCGACCUGACAUAAUUUCUCUUGUGGAUUUGGAAGAUGAACAUGAUGAACACGACCUGGUUCCAGUGCACGAAUACUACUGCACUCCAAUCAACCCGUCGUCGAUAUCCAUUUCCAGAGUGAAAUCGAUGACCCCAACAACAGCAACUUCUGUAGCUUCGUCGAUAUCGUCAUCCUUCUCUUCGACUCCGAUAGGGUUGAUGAAUUCAUCCUCAUCUUCGUUGUCGUUCUAUGGCGCUGGUGGCGGUGGCGGCGAUGAACAAGAACAACAGCAUUCAUCGGAUGCGCAACAGCUGGAACAACAUCAGGCGCUUCACCUAAUACAACAAGAGUCUUCUUAUACAUAUAAUACAACGCAGCAACAACAACAACAACAAGAUGAAUAUGAACUACCGCGGCGACGGAUUCCACUCUCUCCCCGCACCAAGCUUCAAAACUGGGAAGUCUGUCUCAAGCCAAUUUUGAUGAAAUAUCUCCAUGACGAACAGCUUUUAUACUUUUACAAAUUAUAUCACGACCACGAUAUAAAAUCUCCACAGUUGCUG
Cylindrotheca closterium is the source of this 732-nucleotide messenger RNA. NCBI's taxonomy places the organism in Eukaryota, Bacillariophyta, Bacillariophyceae, Bacillariales, Bacillariaceae. The record is from the annotation of a GenBank genome assembly.